CGACAGUUCCCUGCGCAACACUAUAUUGAGCUGUGCAAUAUAGCAGUCGUUAGCAUCUUGGCGAUGGGGUAUGAGUGAGAUUGGAGCUCUGUUUAUAACCGCAGGAGAUCAGACAAAUGGAGGGCCCAUAGCCUCGCAUCUCUCGACCUCGAUUGCAACCACCGCCGCCACCACCACCACCACCAUGGCCUGGGAACUUCUAUCCUCGUGGCUCUUCGCUCUUGCAUCCCUUAUUCUCAUUCUGUCCGAAAUCCAUUUCACCAUCAAGUCCUACAAAGUCUCCAAAUACCUUCCACACCCUCUCGCCAGACUCUCCCAGUGCCACCAGAUCCUCAAGGACUUUGUAAGUGGUGUCACGGCGUGAUCCCCUCAGGGUUUCACAUCGCUUAUCGGGCAGUCCAAUGGCAAAUUCUAUCGCCCCUGGGCUCCCGAGCCUAUCCUGGUCGAGCCCACCAGGAAAAGGAUGACGGAGCUCAGCGAGACCCCUGUGCUCUCGCAGCGGGCCGUCUACGCAGACAUGUUUCGCUUCCAGCAUACCAUGAACAUCGCUCACCACGAUGAGGUCAAGAUCAUGCGGUCGCGGUCGCGGCUCUAUGCCCUGAUCUUGAGUGUGCGGGGGCCUGCUCAGCUUGCGAAGCUGUACCCGUAUCUCCAAGAUAGGCUGGAGCGGUUCUUGGAUGAGGAACUCUACCCGGCCCAGGUGCUGGCGGAUGGAUCCGUUUGUGUCUCACUCGCUGAGACGUGUCGGGUCAUGGCGUCGCGGCUAAUGGCCAUGAUGUUUUUUGGGGAGGAGCUGACGGCCGAUCCUGCCUUCAGCAAAGCCGUCUACAACCAUCCGCAGCAAACCGUUAGAUGCAUGGCACUCUUCCAGCUGGUGCCCCGCGUUAUGACCCCACUCGUCAACGCCCUCAUAACCCACCGCGGCGCAGCCAUGAAACUAAUCCUAAAUCGCAUCACCCCGGUGAUUGACAGCGAAACUACGAACUGGACUGAACCAACAGGCCUUAAAGAACUCACCCUCCUAGACAUCUUCAUCAAAGAGACCCAAUCCACCCGCGACUACUGGACCGCCGAGACGCUCACACGCGCCCUUAUGGGCCUUCUGCUAGCAGCCUCGCACCAACCAUGGGUCAACCUAUACAUCUUCAUCUACCGACUCUGCGCGAGCCCAGAGUGGCAAGACAUUCUGCGAGAGGAAAUCGCCGCGGCGCAGCCCCUGGAUUACGACCGACUCGACCACCUGCCCCUCCUGGACAGCUUCAUGCGGGAAACCGCGCGUCUGGUCUCGUUGGAUAAAUUGAAUAUUCGUCGCAAGGCCCUGCAGGAUUAUACAUUUGCUGGCGGAAGCCCCCACGUUCCUAUCGGUGCCACUGUCUGUGUCUCGUCGUAUAAUGUGUCGCAUAAUGCGAGCACAUAUCCGGACCCGGAGACCUUUGAUGGUCGCCGCUUCGUGGAUGGAAAUCAUCAGGAUUCUACGCAUCGGUAUUCUGAUAUUUCUGAGCAGUAUUUGAUUUGGGGGUAUGGGUCGUUGGCUUGCCCCGGUCGCUUUCACGCCACCCUCGUCUUGAAACUGGCGAUGGUCAAUUUUCUGACCCGGUAUCAGAUGCGGCUCGCGGACUCGAAGAUGCGCAGUCAUUGGAUGUAUGAGGCAUUCAGCAUGCCGUAUGAGUCGACUAAAGUGAUUCUCACGCCAAGGGCGGUGGUGAGGUCGAAGCCAUGAAAUGGGUGUCGGGGUGGAGGGUUAAGGGAGCGGGACGUCUCAUCGGCAAGAUGGUGAUGGGUGUGUUGUUAGGCGCCGAUGACGGGGAUGACGAAAUAUAUAUUUAUGAAUGAGAUGAGAUGAUCAUGAUAUCUUCAGGCAUCGAGCCACGCUCUGCAGAACUGUUUCUUCGCUCCGGGGAUAUUAAUUUGCAAAUAUACAUCGAUGAUGUGCGAAGAUAUAUAAUUGUUUUGUACAAUAAGUAAGGCGGCAUGGGUGGCUCCACGACCGGGUUUACGCAGACCUUUUUCCAAAAAUUGUAUCGAGC
Molecule: messenger RNA, 2027 nt
Organism: Aspergillus heteromorphus CBS 117.55
Lineage: Eukaryota; Fungi; Ascomycota; Eurotiomycetes; Eurotiales; Aspergillaceae
Product: cytochrome P450
Exons: 4
Coding region: 464-1720 (418 amino acids)
Molecular function (GO): oxidoreductase activity, acting on paired donors, with incorporation or reduction of molecular oxygen; iron ion binding; heme binding
Source: RefSeq, a predicted model, not a curated record